Messenger RNA from Lactuca saligna, 2946 nucleotides. The record is from the annotation of a GenBank genome assembly. NCBI's taxonomy places the organism in Eukaryota, Viridiplantae, Streptophyta, Magnoliopsida, Asterales, Asteraceae.
AUGGAUUGGAAUCCACAAACACCACAGUUUAUGUCGCAAUCUUUCCUCGAUACACUCUUCCCUCAACCCGAACUCCGCCGCCAUGCUGAUGAAAAGUUAUCCUACUCCGCCGAUACCCCUAACUACAGCCUUGCCGUUCUUCGCCUGGUUGCUGAACCUUCCAUUGACGAGCAGACCCGCCAAUUGGCUGCUGUUAACUUUAAGAACCAUCUUAAAACCCGGUGGGUGUCCUCAUCUGACAUCCAUAUUCCCGAUGGUGAAAAAGAGAAAAUUAGGACUCUAAUAGUGCCUGUUAUGCUCUCCGCCACCCGGAAAAUCCAGGACGAGCUUAGCGAAGCCAUAGCUGUGAUUGGAGACCAUGAUUUUCCUGAGUUUUGGCAGGCUUUGCUUCCUGAAUUAGAGUCCAGUCUUGAAAUGGCUAUCAAUUCAAAUGAUUUUACUUCUGUCAACAGUAUCCUUGCUAUUGUUUGUUCUCUGUUUAAGAGAUUCUGUUGUGGGUUUAAUUCUUUGUUCAAGAAAUUUCGGUAUCAGCCUAAGAGGAAUAACAUAAUGCUUGAUUUGAUAUACUGCUCGGAUAACUUUGCCACACCGUUGCUGAGUACUGUUGAGAGUAUUUCAAGGAAGAUAAAUGCUGCUGCUGCUGUUGGGUCUGUUGCAACCCUCCGGCAGUUACUUGAAGCACGAAGGCUCUGUUGUAGAAUAUUCUAUUCGCUCAAUGUUUUGGAUGUGCCUGAAAAAUUCGAGGAUAAGGCAGAUGAAUGGAUGAAUGAGUUUAAGAAUUAUCUCAGAGAGAGGUACCCAGGUAUAGAGGAUGGUGGCGAUGCAGACUGUGUUUCACUUGUUGAUGAGUUACGAGCAGCUGUAUGUGAAAACAUAAGCCUCUACAUGGAUAAAAAGGAGGAACUUUUGCAAAAACACGUGAGUGACUUUGUAGAAGCUGUUUGUAGUCUCCUUGUUGCUGCAUCAGCAUCUGAUCGGUUUACCGUGACUGGCGUCAAAUUGUUGAGCACUGUCAGCAAGAGUGUUCACCAUGAAUUGUUUGCUGGCAAUGAUAUAUUGCAGCAGAUUAUUCAGAAUAUUGUUAUUCCAAAUGUGAUGUUAAGGGAUGAAGAUGAAGAACUCUUUGAGAAGAAUUAUGUGCAGUUUAUAAAGAGAGACAUGGAAGGGAAUGACCUUGAUACAAGAAGGCGAAUUGUGUGUGAGCUUCUCAAGGGUAUUGCCGGAAAUUACAAAGAGAAAAUCACCGAGUGUGUCUCAACACAGAUACACAAUUGCUUGGCACUGUUUACUGAAAACCCAACUGCUAAUUGGAAGUAUAAGGAGUGUGCCAUCUACUUGGUUGUCUCUCUUGGUUCAGUCUCAAGCAAUGAUGUUGUUGAUGUUGAAAGUUUCUUCAGAUCAGUUAUUGUCCCAGAAUUACAGAGUAAAGACGUGAAUGGUUUCCCAAUGUUGAAGGCAGCUGCAUUGAGGUUUUUCACAGUGUUCCGUGUCUUGAUUCCUAAACAUGUAGCAUUGCCUCUUCUUGGUGAGGUGGUCCGAUAUGUUGGUUCAGAUAUGAACGUGGUUCAUUCGUAUGCUGCCAUCUCUAUCGAGAAGCUUUUAAUUGUGAAAGACGAAGAUGACAAUGGACUACAAGAAGGAAGAUACACAUCAAUGGACAUCCAUCCCAUUCAUGAAGACUUGCUUUAUAAUCUUUUUGAUGCAUUAGAGAAGGCCUCUUUCUUAGAGGAGAAUGAGUAUAUAGUGAGGUGUAUCAAUCGUGUUCUUCAGAUGGCUGUUCUAUCUUAUGGGAUGGUCUCACACUGUAUUAUUUACCUGACCAAAGCUCUUACCCGGGUCUGUGGCCGUGGCCCUAAAACCCUGGUGUUUAAUCAUUUUCUAUUUGAGGCAGUUGCUACUCUUGCAAAAAGAGCAUGCCAAAAGAACCCUUCGCUUGUUACUGACUUCCGUGCCUUCAUUUUACGCAUCUUUCGGAGGAUAUUGGGUGGAAAAGUAAGAGAGUUGUAUCCUUAUGCUUUUCAGUUGUUGGCUCAACUUGUGGUUUUAAACAGACCUCCUCUACCCCCAGUCUACAUGGAGAUAUUUGAUGACAUGUUAUUAGGACCUGCUUUGUGGGAAGAGUCUGCAAAUGUCCCGGCCCUUGUUUGUUUGCUUCAGUCGUUUAUUCACCAAGCACCCGAUGAGCUGCUUCUUAACGGGAAAAAGAGAUUAGCAUCUGUGGUUGGGAAAAUCAACAAACUCGUGUCUUCACCCGACACAGAAGAAGAAGGAUUUCAUCUUCUCAACACAGUGAUUGAGAGUUAUGAGUAUGGUGUUAUAGCAGAAUACAUGAACCACAUCUGGGCUCCAGUGCUCACUCGCCUUCAAAAUAGCAAAACCCCAAGACUUGUUAGGUGUGUGAUCGUAUUUAUGUCUCUGUUUUUGGUGAAGCAUGGGGUACAAACUCUUGUGGACUCGAUAAAUUCUGUUAAGGCGGAUUUAUUCCAUGUGAUUUUGGGUGAGUUUUGGAUACCCAAUCUGAAGACCAUAACCGGGUACAUGGAGGCUAAGCUGAGUGCAGUUGCAUCAACUAAACUGCUUUAUGAAUCAGCAUCACUGUUGGAUCCUGCAGCUGAGGAGCUUUGGGGGAAGUUGUUGGAUGCCAUUGUUACUCUUCUUCUCUCAUUGCCACUGCCAAAGGAGGAAAGAGUUGAGGAUGAGGAUGAACCAGAUUUAACUGGUUAUCCAGGAUCCAGAUUUGUUCGUCUUCGAAAUGCUGGUGAUAAAAAAGAGGAGGAUCCUUUGGAGGAAAUCCAGGAUCCGAAACAGUUUUUUGUAGCUUUUCCUGCAAAUCUCUCUUCUGAUUUCAGUGGGAAAUUCCCCGUGGUUAUUACCAAACAUCUUUCUCCACCUAAUCAAGCUGCACUUGUCAAGCUAUGCAAUUCCUACAAUAUUGCCCUAGCAUGA